CAUCACAAAAGCUACGUCCUUAUUUUCAAGCACACUCGAUCACUGUCUUAACGAAAACCCCACUAAAGAAAAUCCUGAGCUCAAUGGAGGUCUCAAGACGAAUUGUCACAUGGGCAGUCGAGCUAUCGGAAUACGACAUCCAAUACGUGCAUAGACCAGCCAUAAAAGCUCAAAUAUUGACAGACUUCCUCGCCGAGGUAGUUUUCCUAGACACAGCGCCAGAAGGAAAAGGAGUAGUCGUGCGCACACCCGUGGGAGCCAUCCACGAAAUAGCAAUAUGCUUCAGAACAUUGAAAACAAACAAUGUUGCCGAGUACGAAGCCAUCCUAGCAGGACUAGCGAUAGCAAGAGACUUGGGCGUGAAAACAAUAAGAGUACUGUCUGAUUCUGUGUUGGUAGUCAACCAACUAUACGGCGUCUUCGAGGCAAAGGAGGACACACUCGCGCAGUACAUCGAGCGAGUCAAGCAACAAGCAAACCUCUUCGAAACAGUAACAUACGUUCAAAUACCAAGGGAAGAAAAUGUUCACGUUGACGCAUUAUCAAAAAUCACGACUGCCACCAACUUUGAAUCAACGAGGUUAGUCUCAGUACAAAAAGAGGAUCAAGAAACCCAACAACUCACAAUGGUCAACACCACACAAAUUGAGGAAGAGGACGGCUGGUGAGCACCGAUCGUAGAAUACUCAAUGGAUCAGUGCUAGAGGACGCAAAAGAAGCAUGGGCUCUAAGGAAAAAAGGAGGCUCGCUACACCCUCAUCGGGGGUGAGUUGCACCGGUGGUCACACUUCGGCGCGUACCUCAAAUGUAUCGGACAGAUGGAAGCGCGCAAAAUAGUGCAAGACUUGCACGAAGGUUUAUGUGCAAUGCACAGUGGGGCGCGUAGCAUGGAAUGCACCAUCCUGCAUAGAUAUUACUGGUCCAGAAUAAAAAAAGACAUAAAGA
This is a messenger RNA of Linum trigynum, 945 nucleotides long. The record is from the annotation of a GenBank genome assembly. Lineage: Eukaryota; Viridiplantae; Streptophyta; Magnoliopsida; Malpighiales; Linaceae.